This is a messenger RNA of Pedinophyceae sp. YPF-701, 522 nucleotides long. The record is from the annotation of a GenBank genome assembly. NCBI's taxonomy places the organism in Eukaryota, Viridiplantae, Chlorophyta, Pedinophyceae.
AUGGCCAGCGAAGUCACCGCAGCGGGUCCUUCGGACCUCAGGGAGCCGCUCCUGCCGCCGGAGAACCAGGCGGUGGAGCCGCGCCAGAGCGUGCAACUGAUGCGCCCCCCCGCCGGCGAGUUCGACGCGGACCGGGAGCCGGCGUUCAGCAAGGGCGCGCCGAAGCAGUACUUCGCGAACGAGCGGACCUUCCUGCGAUGGAUAGCGCAGGCCGUCUACCUCGGCUCGAUAUCCGCGGGGCUCGUCGGGUACGCGGCGUACAGCCACCACAAGGCGUCGGACAUCACCCGCAAGAACGUGUGGGCGCGGGGGGUGUCGCUGGCGACGCUGGGGGUGUCGAUCGUCAUCAUCAUGUACGCCGCGCGCAUGUUCUUCCUGCGCGACCAGGCCAUGGCGCGCAACGUGCGGUCGGAGAAGCUGUUCGCGGACUACAGGGGGCCGGGGGUGUUUGGCGCGACCGUCAUCGUCACGCUUAUGACUAUGUUCCUCGCAGCGGUGGCGCAGAUGGCCAAGCAGGUGUGA